AAAAAAAAAGAAGGAAAAAAGGGUCAGUCAGUCAGUCCCGCCCAAAGCUUCCCUCUCCGUUUUCACCGGAGACUCGCCGUUGGGUUUCAGAUUCGCUCUCUCUUCUUCCAUCCACGUGGCGUUUCUAGGGUUUUUUUUUUCUUUUUCCGUUUCGUCUCUAUAUUGAUUUCGAUUUCAAGUAGCGCGGAACACCGGGAUGGAGAAAACUCCGACGCAGAUAGUUUCCGAACUGGGUUCUCGUUUGCUUCAGUUAUCUCGUCCAAAUAAGGAUUCUCUGGUCAAAUUACUACGGGAAGUUGCUAAUACUCUGUCACAGAUCGACCAGCCUCCAGCCAUCAACAAGGAGAAAGGUCUGAAACUGCUAGAAGUUGAGUUAAGACCUCUGAAGAAAUCCAUUAUAAAGCAUGGUCUUCUUGAAAAUCAAGAUAAUGACGUGAGUCUUAUGGUCACUAUUUGUGUCUCCGAGCUUUUUCGGAUUUUAGCACCUCAUCUACCUUUUGAAGACAAGUAUCUCAAGGAUAUCUUCAAUCUCUUUCUUGCUGAGUUUUCUGAGCUAUCUGAUACUGUUAGCCCUUAUUUCUCCAAGAGGGCGAAAAUAUUGGAGACAGUCUCUCGAUUGAAAUGUUGUCUUCUAAUGCUUGACGAGGACCAAGAUUUAGCUCAGGAGAUGUUUAGGAAGUUCUUCUCUCUUGUAAGAGAGCAUCAAAAGAGUUUAAUUAACCAGAAAAAUAGUAAAACGCAGCAGCGAAAGGCUAGCGUGCAGCAAACACAGCAAAGUUUAUUUAACAACAUUUUAACGAUAAUGACUGAUAUUCUGGAGGAAGAGGCAGAUUCGUCUUUUGUCAUUAUUAUUCUGGAAAAUCUUGUGAAGGAGAGUGAGGACACAACUUCUGCUUCUGGUAAGCUUGCCAGUUCUGUCAUUGAAAGCUGUACCGACAGGCUCGAGCCGUUGAUUUGCAGCUUUUUAACAUCAUGUUUUCUGGAGAAAGAUUCCAUCCAGACCGAUCUCAAAUAUUCUUAUCACGAAAUCAUAUUUAAGAUCUCCUUAAUUGCUCCCAAGAUGCUGCUAGCAGUUAUCCCGAAAUUGACCCGAGAGCUACUGACUGAUCAGGUCGAUGUGCGAAUAAAAGCCCUUAACUUAGCUGGAAGAAUUUUCGCACAGCCUAAGCACUGUCUUAGCUCUUACGGAGAGACAUAUCAAGAUCUUUAUGCAGAGUUUUUGAGAAGAUUCUCAGAUAAAUCUGCAGAUGUCAGAAUGGCUGCACUGAAAUGUGGCAAACAGUGUUACUUUGCGAAUCCGUCUGGAAACAAAACAUCUGGAGUUCUCACUGCUAUCCAAGAACGCCUAUUAGAUUUUGAUGAUAAAGUUCGAACAGAGGCUCUGGUUGUUGCUUGUGAUAUUAUGAAGUUUAAUAUGAAGUAUGUUCCUUUGAAUCUGAUUUCUGAAGCUAGUGAGAGGCUUCGGGAUAAGAAGAUAUCUGUUAGGAAGAAGGCUCUGCAGAAGCUGACAGAAGUAUAUCAAGAUUAUUGUGACAAGUGUUCAGAAGGAGACAUGACAAUAAAUGAACAUUUUGAGCAAAUCCCAUGCAAAAUCUUGCUACUUUGCUGCGAUAAAAAUUGUGAAGAAUUCAGGUCCCAAAAUUUGGAGCUUGUGCUUUCCGAUGAUCUUUUUCCUCGCCUUCUUCCAGUUGAGGAGAGGAUGCGGCACUGGGUCCAAUGCUUUGCCAUUAUGAAUAAUAUCCACUUGAAGUCACUCAAUUCAAUUUUAUCUCAGAAAAGAAGGUUGCAAAAUGAAUUGCGGCAUUGCCUAACCCUCUGGAGGACAUCUAAGGAUGGCAAUAUAGAAGAAGCGCAAAGAAAGAAAAAGAGCUACUUCGUAAAGCUUUCAGCUUGCUUUCCAGAUGCUUCUGAGGCAGAAGAUUUCUUUCAAAAAUUAGACCAAAUGAGGGAUGCAUCAAUUUUUGAUGCUUUAACUUUACUGCUGGAUGAACUGUCAUCCACAAAUGCCCAGAUCAUUAAAGAGAAGUUUCUCAAGACGAUCGGUGCUAAACAUUCUCUUUUUGAGUUCCUGCGCAUACUUUCUACAAAAUGUUCGCCUAAUAUAUUUAGCUCAGAGCAUGUUCAGUGUCUUUUGAAUCAGCUUUGUGGCAGCACCUCUGUUAACACUCAAUUGGAGGCUGCUUCCAUCAAACUUCUUCUGGUUAUUCUUAACAUGUUCCCUUCUUACCUGAGAGGUUCAGAAAAGCAGUUUCUGAAGCUACUAGAGGAGAAUGAUCCAGCUGCUGACGAGUUAACUGUAGUUUUAUCAAAGGCAGCUCCUUACAUAUCUGUCAACUUCGGUGACUAUUACCCUGUUCUGGAGAAGGUGUGUCUUGAGGGUACUCGUUCUCAGGCAAAAUAUGCGGUUUCUGCCAUCGGUUCAUUGGCUGGAUCAUCUGAUAAAUAUGUCUUUUCCGAGUUAUGCGAGAGGCUCUUGGAUUCUUUGCUGGCUGGACGGAACAUUCCAACAACUUUGCAGUCUUUGGCGUGUGUUGGGCAAUAUUCUGUUUUGGCAUAUGACAAUAUAUAUGAAGAUAUCACCAGCUACAUAUACCAAGUUUUUCAAGCGGAACCAUCUGACAGUCAACUGCUUUGUGAUCAGUCUUCUGGUUGUUGCAACUCUUGCAAGCUUAAGAUAUAUGGGCUCAAAACACUUGUGAAAAGUUUCUUGCCUCGUCAUGGUCAAGUCGUAAGGAAGAUCGAUGACUUGCUAGACAUUUUGAAGAAAACAUUAAAAUCACAAGGACACGAUGGCAUCAAGUCAUGCGAUGACACAGGGGCUAAUGUUAGACUGGCUGCUGCUAAAGCUGUUCUAUUGCUUUCAAGGAAAUGGGACCUUCAUAUUUCUCCUGAAAUUUUCCGUCUUACCAUUUUGAUGGCAAAGGAUUCCAACGCCUUUAUCACCAAGACUUUUCUCACCAAAUUGCACAAGCUAGUGACCGAACAUAUGAUACCCAGUCGAUAUGCAUGUGCUUUUUCGUUUUCUGUGUCUACUCCAUGCAGAGAUCUGCAAAAUGAUUCAUUUAGAUACAUCAAUGGAUUCAUCAACAAUGCUACAAGAGAAUCUCGAGCAUGUCGGGAUUUAGAUAAAGGAGAAUCACUCACUGAUAGUCCAGCUUACAUGAUAGUGUUCCUAAUUCAUGUUCUUGCACAUGACCCAGAGUUCCCUUCAGAAGACUGCAGGGAAGAGCAUGUCUAUACUAGCUUUUGUGGCCCUCUGUUCUCGGUCUUACAGGUGUUACUUAGUAUCAAAAACAAUGGUUAUACAAUCAAGGAAACCGCCCCUUUCUUGUUUUGUAUCUUCCGUGCAAUUAAAAGAGCUGAGGAUGCUGUUGAUUCUCGUAAAACGCCUAGGCUGCACAUUCUAGCUGAUAUUGGUUACUCAGCUGUCAACAUAUUAAAUAGUAUUGUAGUCAGGUCUCCACAAACCCCACGGUCAAUUUUGCUGCCAUCAUCAUUGUACAGUCUCACUAGCAUAACGAAUAACCAGAAUAAGGCUAAGUCUCGUGCCCAAAAUGCCUUGGAACAAAGUUUCAUUGAAAGAGUAGUUCAUAUAUUCCAAUCACAGAAUUCCCUGCUCUCCAAGCAUGAUCGGAGGUGUCAAGAAGAUAGCCUAGCAGUUGGUUCGGAAGAUAAAAUUUUACCUCCAUUAUUGGGCAAUCAAAUUGAAACCUCGAUUACUGGUUCAACUGAAACCAGCAAAAACAACACGAGGUGUAGCAGGAAGCGAACUCAUCAGGGAGAACAAAUUUCUUGUAACUCCAAAUUUUUGAGAACAGUUGAGUCGGAAAUUCCUAUAAAGAAGCUAGAAAGACACAAUACUCGUUCAAAGGAGAGUAUCGACGCAAGUGUAAGCAAUAAAAUUACAUCUUCCAAACACUCCGGGGUAGUAUCUGCUUUAAAGAAUAUCAGCAACCACGGCGAAGCAAUCAUUGGGCAGCGGAUUAAAUUACUCUCUCCCGCAGAUGGAUGUUUCCAUCGGGGCACUAUUGAAAAGUUUAACUCUAAAAGCAACUCUCAUAAGAUUAUUUUCGAUAAUGGGGAUGUUGAAUUGGUUUGCUUGGAUAGCGAGAGCUGGGAGACCCUGAGCCAUGAAUCCUUGCAGCAACAGGAAAUAUUGGGAAAGGAGACGGAAUCGUUUGCUUCUCAGAAUUGCGUCCCUGGAAUUAGUCAUACACUCGCAAAGGCUAAUGCCCAAAAGCAGAAAACGACAGCAAAGCAGCAGAACAAAAAGUUGCCAACCAAAUUGAAUCCUCCAGCUGCAGCGAACUCAAAGAAAGGAAAUUCGGUUUCUGGAGAAGGAUCAGUUUCAGAAGUGACCGACCCAAGUGACAAUAUUGGACUCAGAAGAAGUCGGAGACAGAGAACUUCGUAAGAAGAUGAUCCCCACUAUAGCAAACGGAGUUCCUAAAUUAUGUUUAUAAACGACCUCGUACAAAAUAAUGAACGAAUCCAUUGUCUUAGAGUUAAAAAGUGUUGAUGAUGAUGAUGACCCAAACCAAAGAAAAAGAGAAAAAGUUGUUCUCUCUUUUUUUUUUUGUUUCUCGACUUAAAGGUCAAUUAAUUUUCAUACGUAA
This is a messenger RNA of Camelina sativa (false flax), 4616 nucleotides long. Lineage: Eukaryota; Viridiplantae; Streptophyta; Magnoliopsida; Brassicales; Brassicaceae. The record is from RefSeq and is a predicted model, not a curated record.